AUGGAGACGGAGGGUCCAGACUCACCAGAGCCAAGCUGUGUGUCCUUAAGAAGUGACCAUUCAAAAGCACAUCAUGUGCUCUUCAAGGAUGAAGACCCCUUUGAAUACAGCUCAGGGCAGACAGGUAGAUCUUCUCCAACUCCCAGCCAUGUGUCCUUGGCCAGUAAUAUGUCAAUCAAUCAGCCUUUGGAAUUUAAAUCAUGCAGUAAUACCUUACUGCUGAAAGAAAUUCAAGAAGCAAUCCAAUCAGUCCUAAGGAUAAGGUUUCAGUGUUUGCAUGAAGGAUUAUCAAAACACAGUGUCCUCAUACCUCUCAAUGACAUCUACACUGAGCUCUACAUUACAGAAGGGGAAGGUGGAGAGCUUAAUAAUGAACAUGAGAUCAGAUGGAUUGAAACAGCCUGUAGGAGGGCAUUGACAGAGGACAGACCAGUUAACCUGAAUGAUAUCUUCAAACCAUUACAUGGACAAGACCGACCCAUCAGAACUGUGCUGACUAAAGGAGUCGCUGGCAUUGGAAAAACAGUUUCUGUGCAGAAGUUCAUCAUAGACUGGGCUGAAGGAGAAGCAAAUCAGGACAUAUGGUUCAUUUUCCCACUUCCUUUCAGAGAGCUCAAUUUGCUGAAGGACCAAUCAUUCAGUCUUAAAGGUCUCCUCCAGUAUUUCAUGAACAUAGAACUUGAUAUCUCUUUACAUGAAGGUAAGAUCAUGUUCAUCUUUGAUGGUUUGGAUGAGUGUCGUCUGCCUCUGGAUUUUCACAACAAUGUGAAGUUGUGUGAUGUGACUGAAUCAGCUUCAGUAGAUGUGCUACUGACGAACAUCAUUAGAGGGAAUCUGCUUCCCUCUUCUCUAAUCUGGAUCACCUCCAGACCAGCAGCAGCAGAUGUUGUCCCCUCUAAGUGUAUACAUCGAGUGACAGAGGUACGAGGCUUCAGUGACCCUCAAAAAGAGGAAUACAUCAGGAAGAAAGUCAGUGAUCAGACUCUGUCUGACAGAAUCAUCUCACACCUGAAGUCAUCCAGGAGCCUCUACAUCAUGUGCCACAUCCCAGUGUUCUGCUGGAUCUCAGCUACUGUUCUGAAGAAGAUGCUGAGUGAAGCAGAGAGUGCAGAGAUCCCCAACACUCUCACUCAGAUGUACACACAAUUCCUGAUGCUUCAACUAAGAAUAAAAAAUGAGAAGGCCUAUGAUAAGAAGAGUAGCGAUAUAGACAUAGUUCUCAAACUGGGGGAAUUAGCUUUUCAGCAGCUAGAGAAACUCAAUCUGAUUUUCUACAAGGAAGAUCUUCGAGAGUAUGGCAUUGAUGAGCAAGAAGCAUCUGUGUACUCGGGACUGUUCAGAGAGGAAUCAGGAAUGUUUCAGGGCAAAGUCUACAGCUUUGUUCAUCUGAGUGUUCAGGAACAUCUUGCAGCUUUAUAUGUGUACCUUUAUUUUGUGAAUGAAAACAUAAACAAAUUAAACCAACCAAAUUUUCUAACUAGCAUCCUAAAAUGUGUUCCAACUGUAUUUGAUGUCUAUCAGACAGCUGUGAAAAAAGCUCUGCAGAGUACCUCUGGACAUCUGGAUCUGUUUCUUCGCUUUCUACUGGGUUUCUCACUGGAGUCCAAUCAGAAUCUCUUAGGAGACCUACAGGUGCAGACAGAAAGCAGCUCUGACAGCAGAGAGCAAAUAGUUGGGUUCAUAAAGGAGAAGAUCAAAGAGAGUCCUCCUCCAGAGAAGAUGAUCAAUCUGUUCCACUGCCUGAAUGAGCUGAAUGAUCAUUCCCUAGUGGAGGAGAUACAGGAUUUUCUACAAUCAGAGUCUAGAAUAAAUAUGAAACUCACAGCUUCACAGUGGUCAGCAAUGGUCUUUGUAUUGCUGACUUCAGGACAGAAACUAGAUGUUUUUGAUUUAAACAAAUACAUCGGAACUUACAUCUUGCCAGAUGAAAGUCUUCAAAGGCUACAACCAGUGCUUGCAGCAUCCAGAACCGCAAAGCUUUGUGAGCAUAACCUGACAAAGAGAGGCUAUAGUGUUUUAGUGUCUGUUCUUACCUCCAAAACUUCAUGCCUAAGAGAGUUAAACCUGACUAGGAGUGCUGUAAAUGAUUCAGGAUUAAAACUGCUAUGUUCUGGGCUGGAAAAUCCUCAAUGUAAGCUGGAAACACUGAGACUGGAGUUUUGUGGUGUUUCUGAUAAAGGUUGUGACUUUCUGGCAUCAGCUCUGAGAUCAAACCCCUCACAUCUGAAAGCACUGGAUCUCUCUGGAAAUACAUUGAAUUUCACUGGAUUGAAAAAUCUUUUGGCUGAAUUUCAGAAGCCUCAUUGUAAACUUCAGAGACUGUGUUUGAGACUUUGUGGUCUCACAGAUGUAGGUUGUGAUGCUCUGGCUUCAGUUCUGAGAUCAGACCCCUCACACCUGACAGAGCUGAAUCUGUCUGGAAAUAAACUAGGGGAUUUGGGAAUGAAGCUGCUCGCUGGCGGACUUCAGAAUCCUCACUGUAAACUACAGAUAUUGAGGUUGGGAGACUGUAGUAUUACUCAUGAAGGCUGUGCAGCUCUGGCUUCAGCUCUGAGAUCAAACCCCUCACACCUGAGAGAACUGGAUUUGUCUGGGAAUAAACUCAAUAACGCUGGUGUACAGAUCCUGUCUGGUGAACUGGAAAAUCCUGACUGUAAUCUUGAGAUACUCAGGUUAGAGAAUUGUGAUGUCGGCGAAGAGGGGUGUGCUGCUCUGGCUGAAGCUUUAAAAUCAAAUCCUUUAACUCUGAAAGAGCUGGAUCUAUGCUGGAAUAAACUGGGAAACUCAGGGGUGCAGCGACUUUGUACUUCAUUGGAGAAUCCAAACUGUACAUUGGGAGUUUUACGACUGACAGGCUGCAACAUAUCAGAGAAUGGCUGUGCAGCUCUGGCUUCAGUAUUAAGAUCAAACCCCUCAUAUCUCAGAGAUCUGGAUCUUUCUCAUAAUGAUCUGAGAAGCUCAGGGGUGAGAUUGCUCUCUAGUGCUCUAGAGAAGCCUGAUUGUAAACUGGAGAUACUACGUUUGGAAUAUUGUAAAAUCACAGAUGAUGGUUGUGCUGUUCUGGCAUCAGCGUUGAAAUCGAAUCCCUCACACCUGAGAGAGCUAUAUCUGUACAUGAACUCUUUUAAUUUAACAGCUUCGGGAAGACAGCUGUUGUCUAAAAUAAAAGAUGAUCCACACUAUAAACUACAGACACUGCAUUAUGAAUCACAUUUUUUUUGCUAAAUAAGUAUUUGUCUGUACAGAAAGUGACAUGCAUGUCUGAAAUGAAAAGAGACUGAUUUAGACCUUUCACUCCAGCUUUAUUAAGUCAUCUGAAAUGAAUUGAAUAUUGUUUGACUGAUUUUACAGUAAGUUUACACUGGCUUUCUCCAGUGACUUACUGUCAUUUUUUUACAUAAUUUUUCUUGUCAUGUGGAUGCAGGAAAAAAAAACAUGAUGCAGUGUUUAACAUGAAUGUUUCACAUGACAACAAGGUACUUUGACUUGACCAAUGUCUGUA
This is a messenger RNA of Danio rerio (zebrafish), 3502 nucleotides long. The record is from RefSeq and is a predicted model, not a curated record. Lineage: Eukaryota; Metazoa; Chordata; Actinopteri; Cypriniformes; Danionidae.